GUGCUGCCAAUCAGUGCCGCCUAUCAGUGCCAGUCAGCGCCACCUAUCAGUGCCAUCAGUGCCGCCUAUCAGUGCCACCUAUCAGUGCUGCCUAUCAGUGCCAUAUAUGAGUGCUGCCUUUCAGUGUCCAUCAGUGAUGCCUGUCAAUGCCCAUCAGUGCCACCUACCAGUGCCUCUUCAUCAGUGCCACCUAUCAGUGCCCAUCAGUGCAGCCUAUCAGUGCCCACCACUGCAGCCUCAUUAGUGCACAUCAGUGAAGGAGAAAAAUCAUUUAUUGACAAAAUUUCUAUA
Molecule: messenger RNA, 291 nt
Organism: Staurois parvus
Lineage: Eukaryota; Metazoa; Chordata; Amphibia; Anura; Ranidae
Source: the annotation of a GenBank genome assembly